This is a messenger RNA of Peniophora sp. CBMAI 1063, 1791 nucleotides long. The record is from the annotation of a GenBank genome assembly. NCBI's taxonomy places the organism in Eukaryota, Fungi, Basidiomycota, Agaricomycetes, Russulales, Peniophoraceae.
AUGGCUGAUGCGACUGCACCGGCCACUUCUACAACGCCGUUGUGGUUGGCAGGCCCCAGCGAGCGGCGCCUCCAGGAGAUAUCCAGUGCCAUCACCUCUAGAGCGCCUCGCUCCCCAAAAUACACUGCGGCGAUUCUGGAAGACGUAGCCGCACUUCGUCGACUCGCACAAAGCUUUCUUUUAUGCGCCAAUGCGUACUCUUCGCCCAUAUUGCGGCUCCCGCCCGAACUCAUGCGUGAGAUCUUCGCCAAUGUCGCCGCGCUGGAACCGACUAAACCCUCGAUGCUGGGCUGGAUCCGACUCGGUCACGUGAACUCUACAUUUCGAUCGAUAUUGUCGAACAUGCAUCAACUGUGGGCCUCCGCUGUAUGCGAUGUCAGCCAACGCGCGUCAAAUACAGUCUUCGCUCGUGCCGGCAAUUUGCCUCUCACCAUCCAUCUUGAUGACGAGAAUGAAAGCAUUGAAGCGUACCGCAUCCAAUAUGCCAUGUCACAUCUGGCUAUCGCUCGUCACCUGAAGAUCAGAGAAUACGAUCCCGAUACGGUUUUGUGGACAUUACAACCGCGAGAGAUGUCUGGCCGGGCGCUCCCGUUUCUUGAAACGCUGGAGGUAGAAGCGAUACAUAGACCAGAUAGGGACGCCGACUGGCUUGGUACCGACGUCUAUGGGCUUAGGCCCGUGCUCGCACCCCGACUCCGUAUCGUGCGCCUGACCAAUAUAUUCAUCCCAUUUCCUGCAGAAAACUUGACCGUGUUGGUGAUCGAACGGAGGAUGUUCUCCGAAGAUGGGUCUAUCCCAAACCAAGACGAUGUUCUUCCUUCACCCGAGCAAGUUUUGGAUUUAUUACGACGUUGCUCGAAUGUGGAGCACCUUCGCUUGGAGAACUCGAUUCCUGAGUUAACGCCGUUGCCCGAAAGACUUCUUCCCACUCUAUCCAUACCACUACCUCAUCUCAAGAUAGGAGACUUGUGGGCCGAGAUGGACAGGCUCACCGCUCUGUGGUCUCAUCUCGUACCUUCGCCGAAUGCUCGUUUGCGAAUCAAUCCAGACGGCAUCGACGUUCCAUCCGCAUACACCGAAAUCGUUGAUCGGGAUAGGCUAUCAUUCUUAGCGUCGUUUCAGCGACACAUCUCUACGAGACAUUGCGACCGGCCUGUUGCCAUCGCCAUGGAUUUCGAUAAUUACGACGAAUUCAAGACAUACUGUGGCUUUUACAGGCGAAAGCCUCACUUCGUAACGUCUACUUGGGAAGGUCUAUCCAUCUUCGGUGAGGAAUGCAUAGGAGAAGCAUACGCAAGCUGCCUUGACAUCACAUUUUCUCUGUGCAAAUGGGAUCAGCAGGUGUCUUUCGGCGCUUUCCUCGACUCCAUCCCGUCCGCAUUUCUCACCACGAUCGAUACGUUGGACACUCGAGCGAUGUCAGGCGAUGACCUACGGCGGUUGUUCCUCCGAUUGCCACUUUUACACACUGUACACAUACGCGACUGUAACACCCAGGUUCUCGAGGUUCUUUCAGCGUCUUCCCCCCGCUGGAUCCUGCCCCAACUUCGCCAUCUGCGCUUGGAGCCAAUCAGCCUAUGCGUCGAGCGAAAUGAGUCCAUGACAAUCGACGACGUGCCGUUUCAAGACAUCAUAGACAUGAUAUUUUUGCGCGCAACGGCCGGUCUGCGUCUGCAGUCACUGAAGGUCACUUGGGUCACCUUGGUAAACACAGACCAAGCGGCGAUGGACACAUUCACCACGAGCCUCAAGGCAAUUGUGCCGGCCGUAGAGGUCAUACUACCUUCAUGA